Messenger RNA from Cryptosporidium ubiquitum, 1761 nucleotides. RefSeq lists its product as uncharacterized. The record is from RefSeq and is a predicted model, not a curated record. Gene Ontology annotation, cellular component: cytoplasm; ribonucleoprotein complex; nucleus. Lineage: Eukaryota; Apicomplexa; Conoidasida; Eucoccidiorida; Cryptosporidiidae. The transcript has a single exon. Bases 1 to 1761 code for a protein of 586 amino acids. Gene Ontology annotation, molecular function: RNA binding; ATP binding; RNA helicase activity.
AUGCAUAAUGGGGACUCGCAAGACUCACUAAAUUCUUUGCACUCAAAUACAAAUAAUAACUACUAUUAUACUAGGCCUUAUUCUGACGCCUCAAAAAAUGUGUCUUACAAAAUAAGAAAUCAUGAAAAGAACAAUAGCGGAUUCAAAGAAGGGGCUUCAAAUAAUGGUAAAGGCUUCAGAAACUUUGUAGUAAAUGGCCUCAACCAAAGGAAGUUCCAUAAUAAUUUAUUAUUGAAUCGUAAGGGUAAUGGUCUUGGUACAAAUGCAGGUUUAGCUUUGGGUUCUGUAUCAUCUUCAAGCUCGCGAGGAAUUAGAUCCAGCAAGUUUGGCGAUAGGUUAGGGAAGUUAGAUUGGGGUUCUCAGAACCUUAUUCCUUUCGAAAAGAAUUUCUACCACGAGCACGAAAGUGUCUCUAGUUUGUCAAAUGAGCAAGUGGAUCAAAUUAGGAAAGAACGCAAGAUAACUAUAAUAGCAGGUGAAAAUGUACCGAAACCCAUUACUAGUUUUGUUGCCUCAGGUUUUCCGAGUUUCCUGAUAGAUGCUCUUUACCGGACAGGAUUUACUGAACCAACAGCAAUUCAAGUUCAAGGCUGGCCAGUUGCUUUAUCAGGACAUGAUAUGAUUGGCAUAGCUGAAACAGGUUCAGGGAAAACAUUGGGAUUUUUACUGCCCGCAAUGAUACAUAUUAGGGCUCAGCCUCGGUUAAGAUACGGGGACGGACCAAUAUGCCUUGUUCUUGCACCAACUAGGGAAUUGGUAGAGCAAAUUAGGGAACAGGCCAAUCAAUUUGGUAGCAUUUUGAAACUAAGAAACACUGCCAUUUAUGGUGGGGUAUCAAAGAGACCUCAACAAGUUUCAAUUAGAAACGGAGUAGAAAUUUGCAUUGCUUGUCCUGGUAGACUUAUUGAUUUGCUAGAAGAGGGUUACACAAAUCUAUCUAGGGUCACGUAUCUAGUUCUAGACGAGGCGGAUCGCAUGCUAGAUAUGGGGUUUGAGCCCCAGAUUAGGAAAUUAGUUUCUCAAAUUCGUCCUGACCGGCAGACGCUACUUUGGAGCGCGACAUGGCCGAAGGAGGUGCAGAAGUUAGCUAGAGAUCUUUGCAGAGAGGUUCCUAUACACAUAAAUGUGGGAUCUGUAGACGCGUUGAAGGCAUCCCAUAACAUAAAGCAGUAUGUGGAUGUGAUAGAAGAAAGCGAAAAGAAAGCUAAGCUAAAAAUGUUUUUGAGUCAAGUAAUGGUUGAGUCGACUCCAAAAGUGUUGAUAUUCUGCGAAACUAAAAAAGGUGCAGAUAUUCUAACGAAGGAGUUGAGAUUAGACGGCUGGCCUGCUCUGUGUAUACAUGGUGACAAGAAGCAGGAAGAACGUACAUGGGUUUUGAAUGAGUUUAGAACUGGUGCAUCACCUAUAAUGAUAGCAACAGAUGUUGCAGCAAGAGGUUUAGACAUAAAAGAUAUUAACUUUGUAAUUAACUUCGAUUUUCCAAAUCAGAUUGAAGAUUAUAUCCACCGGAUAGGCAGAACUGGAAGAGCUGGAGCCACUGGAGUUUCAUUAUCCUUCUUCACUCCUGACAAAUACAGAAUGGCAAGUGACCUCAUAAGGGUUCUGAGAGAAGCCAGGCAAAAGAUACCACAGGAGCUUUUCAGACUCUCACCUCCAAACAAAAGAACACGGCCCAGAAACACUGGCUUCAGAAGAAACAAUCCUAAUAGUCUUCCGCUAGGUGGUAGUAACAAUAGAACUUAUCGUGAUUUACAGCGCUAA